AAAGGGUAGGGGGGUCUUAAUCAUUAAGAACUUUAAAAGGCAUUCAUUACGUGUCAAAAUCUAUAAAACAUCGUUUUUAUUGUGUAUUAUAAAUAUUUGUUAAAUCACUGUGGAAUAUUAGACAACUGCCAGGCCAUGACUCAGAUGAAGAAAAUAAGCUACUUGGUACUUCGUAAAAAUGGAGGCUUAACACCAACAACUUUGAGUUUGUGUCCGGGAUUCAUUAUGUUCCCUCAAGCCUUACGCCUCAGCCGUUUGUUUACUCAGGCAAGGUGCAAUUCAUGGGGCACGCGGAUACGCAUGAAUUCAGGGUUCCUGCAGGCCAAUGUCGUCAUCCUGCACAAGGACCUGGCUGAUGACUUUGAGGCGUUCUGUCACGCCAAUGGCAGCCCCCUGCCUCUGCUGUACAGGAGCCAGGCAGGAGAGUGGGGAUGCCCUCCACUGGCUGCCAAUGCAGACAUUAGAACGGACUGUCCCCAGUAUUGUGUGUUUGAGAACGGCGUGUUGACCAACAAAGUGGUGGAUCUGCUGGCGUACACCACUCAGCUGCAGGACAUGGUGAGCUUCUACCUGGGCUGCAGCUUCAGCUUCGAGAGGGCCCUGGAGAAGGCCGGAGUGCCUGUGCGCAACGUGGAACAAGGCAGAAACGUUAGCAUGUUCAGGACUGCGCAAACCUGUAAGAGAGUUGGUCGCUUUGAGUGCCCUCUUGUGGUGACAAUGAGACCUGUGCCCCUGGACAAGCUGGACCUUGUGGCUCAGUGUACCCACCUGAUCCCACAAGCUCAUGGAGGCCCAGUCCACAUUGGAGAUCCAGCAAUCCUUGGGAUCCAGGAUGUGUCCCGUCCAGAGUAUGGGGAGCCGGUGGAGUCCUGCCCAGGAGACGUGCCUGUGUUCUGGGCCUGUGGCGUGACUGGCGUGGAGGCGGUUCAGAGCAGCAAGCCUGCCCUGGCCUUCACCCACUCCCCAGGCUGUAUGUUUGUGACGGAUAAAGAGGACACGGCCACGUCCCCGCUCACAGUCAAACCCUCCGAAUGCCCCGUGACAUUUCACAUUUCCCAGAAUCCCUUGCACUUUAGCAUGGCCUCCAAGGCCACUGUGCAGCAAAUUCGCCAGCUGGAGGAGAUAGCUGUGGAAGACCCUGGCCAGAGGGGCAUACGAGCGUUGUUCGUUCAGGACGAGCUCGUCAAGUCCUGCCUCUCUCUCUCCCACGCGUCCACCGUGCUCAUCACCACGGGCUUCCCCACCCACUUCAUGCACGACCCCCCCGAGGAGACGGACGGCCCGCCGGGCGCCAUCGCCAUGGCAGCCAUGCUGCAGGCCCUGGGCAAGCAGGUGGUUGUGGUGACGGACCAGCGUGCGCUGGAGAUGAACCACAGGAUAGUGCAGGACGCCGUGGAGAAAGGUGUGAUAAAGACAGCUGUCCCCCUGCUCAGCUUCCAGGGCACGGGGUCGGAAGCGGCCAUUCACUUCCUGUGUCACGAUGGAGACCCUGAAAAACCCAGGUAUGACCACUUGGUGGCGAUAGAGCGCAGUGGCAGGGCGUCCGACGGGAACUACUACAACAUGAGGAUGAUAAACAUCAAGCACCUGGUAGAUCCCAUUGAUGACCUCUUCACUGCGGCCAGCUCCAUCCCUGGCAUGUCUACCACAGGCAUAGGCGAUGGAGGAAACGAGUUGGGCAUGGGCAAAGUGAAGGAUCUAGUUACAGCUCACAUGCCCAACGGUAGCAUCAUCGCCUGUGACGUGGCUGCUGACUAUGCCAUUACUACAGGUGUGUCUAACUGGGGAGGAUACGCGGUGGCCUGUAGUCUGUACCUGCUAAACUGCUGUCUUAUUCACCGGCGUUAUCUGCAGUAUGGUCUGGGUCAGCCCCCCACGGCUCAGGAGGCCUGGGCCAGCAGUCUACCCUCUGUGGAGAAGGAGGAAGAGUUUCUGUCCAUCCUUGUGAAGUACGGCGUGCGCAGCGGGAAGACAGGGAACCUGGGCCUGGAGGUGGAUGGCUUGACCUUUCACCCCACACACUCAGACAUCAUCAGACGCCUGAUAGAGGUCACUCGGCUUGGCCCUUCCUCUUUCAAGUGACGCCACCGGUUGUGUACAUCAGCCAGUAGAGUGAAGCAAUGCUAAAGUCGUGGGGUCAGUUCCCAACCAUCCUUACCGAUCGUGUAAGAGACAUUAUUUCCUAAAAAAAAAAAUCGCCAGCCCUGUGAAUCAUUUCAGUGUCUGGUGCAUAAGCUCAAUAAUUGUCAGGCAGGGAUGCUCCUCUCUUUAGAAGCAUUGCAAUCGCUCAAAAUGCUGGACAGUGUAGACAUUUCAGUUGUUGAUUAUGGCGCUGAGGAGCGACCAAGAGUCGACAAUUAUAUUUUAACAGGACAUCUAUUUUCAUUACAAAAAAGAAUUGCCCCACAGCACCUUCAAAUGAGGGAGCCGAAGGGCAGAGUCUGUGGUUUCAGAGUUCUCCGAGACAUCGAUGCCUACAGUUCCAUCACAGUCAUAUAAAACCUCUAAAAAUAUAGAGUAUUGAGGUUAAGAUUCUCACGCAACCAAGAGCUUCCUGGUGAUCUACCUACUGUCAUAAAGACAGAUUAGACUCAUGAUUUACUCGUAUGACACAUCGUUCCUUUCGCAAUGGUUGAACUUGCAACUGUAGCUGCUUUCAUGCGUGUGCCUUUGGAUCGACUUGACACAUUUUAAAAGUGAUCAAAGGCCGAUUAAAAGUGAGAACUCUAUUUCCAUAGUGAUGUAACACAGGUCACGUGUAAGUUAUACACAGCGCAGACCAUAUUGCGCAAUGAAAGCGAUUCUUCAGUGUGACUAGCGUGGAUAAUGGCUGACUUAUUGUGCCUUUUGCCAUGCCUGUCCUGUCAGAGCUAACGUUUGUUUGUUUUUGAGCAAUACAUAACAGCUUUCAAGGUGCAGUAGGAAUCCUUUAGGGUGAUAUAUUAGGAGAAAGGGAAUAAAAUAUUCACAAUUAUGUUUUCAUCAGUGUAUAUUCACCUAUAACUACGAAUGGAUGUGUUUCCAUUAGCUUAGAAUGAGCCCUUCGUACCUACACUGAUACUAGAGGGGGCCUUUGGCGUGUUUUAUGGCACCCCACGGCCACCACCUACAUACUGCACCUUUCAAAAUAUGUCUAAUACACCUACUCCGUGCCCGAGGGGAUGCACCUACAUUUUAGAGCCAGGUGUUGAAGAUUUCAACUUCAUACAAGAAAAAAAAAAACAUGUGCCCAGGAUUAUUAUUAUGUUAUUAUUCUUUUGCUCUCUCUCAGUGUCUGAGCUCUCUCAUCUAAUCAUUUUUUCACACUCACCACUGCCAGGUCAGGUCAGACCAUAGCUGCCAGUUUCGUUUUUAGGCAGAUUUCAUCAGUGAUAAAUAUUUAUGUUCCACUGACGAAUAAAACCAGUAAUGUAAACACAGUCUGACAGGAAGGGAAGGAGGGUUGAGAAAGGCAAGGAUGGACGUAAUUUGCCGUACCUGUCAGCACACACUCUUCUUUUUGAAGCAGGUGACACGUUUCUGUGCUGCCCCAAAGCCCAAAGACUAACCAACACACACACACACACACAGACACACACAGACAAACUCUUGUGCUCUGAGAGAUUGUAUCUUUGCAUGUGAGAAAAGUAGUUUUGAAUAAACACGAUAUCAUCGCUGAUCA
Messenger RNA from Clupea harengus (Atlantic herring), 3661 nucleotides. It is a transcript of the gene dglucy, whose product is annotated as D-glutamate cyclase. The record is from RefSeq and is a predicted model, not a curated record. Bases 136 to 2082 code for a protein of 648 amino acids. Gene Ontology annotation, molecular function: D-glutamate cyclase activity. Gene Ontology annotation, biological process: glutamate metabolic process. The transcript has 12 exons. Lineage: Eukaryota; Metazoa; Chordata; Actinopteri; Clupeiformes; Clupeidae.